UAUGACUGGAAUCAGUUUCCCUGAGUCCGCUUAAGAACCAAUCACAUAAAUCCCUUCGAUUCGCUACUUUAAACAACUACAAAUAUCUCCCGUCCAGGGUUUGCGUCUCUCCAUCUUCAUCGGAUCGAUCUUCGCAGCAUCUGCAGUAACAUGUAGUCAAAAAUAUGACUGGGGAAAGAACAUUACAUCCAGAUUGCAGAAAUUCUUCAAACCCAUACCAUGAAUUGAUUUUGAAUGGCAUCUGAUGCAUCAGAGAGUAUUGGGCAAAAGCCAAAGAUACAAAUAUAUUCUACACCAAAUAAUGAAGUCACCACUUUUUGGAAAGAAAAAUAUGAAAGGGAUGCUAAGAAAUAUUGGGAUGUCUUCUACAAACGUCAUCAAGAUCGGUUUUUCAAGGAUAGACAUUACUUGGAUAAAGAAUGGGGUCACUUUUUCUCUGAAGCAGAGGAAAAGGUUAUUCUGGAGGUUGGAUGUGGUGCUGGAAACACUAUCUUUCCUUUAGCUGCUACCUACCCUGGUAUAUUUAUUCAUGCUUGUGACUUUUCACCUCGUGCAGUUGAGUUAGUUAAGGCACAUAAAGACUUUAAAAAAGAAAAGAUAAAUGCAUUUGCAUGUGAUUUGACUAGUGAAGACUUGGUCAAACAUAUACCUCCAUCUUCUGUUGAUAUUGUAACAAUGAUAUUUGUCUUAUCCGCAGUAUCACCUGAGAAGAUGCCUCUGGUAUUGAAAAACAUCAAAAAGAUUAUGAAGCCAAAUGCUUAUGUCUUAUUCCGCGAUUAUGCUACAGGAGAUCUUGCUCAGGAAAGGCUUAUUUCUAAGGAUCAGAAAAUCAGUGAGAAUUUUUUUGUCAGAGGUGAUGGAACUCGUGCUUUCUAUUUUUCUGAGGAAUUCUUGACAAAUUUGUUUCAAGAAAACGGGUUACAAAUCGAAGAAUGUGGUUUGUGUUGCAAGCAAGUAGAAAAUCGUUCACGUGAGAUAGUAAUGAAUCGGCGUUGGGUCCAAGCUGCCUUUCGUUUAGAUGACAAAAUCCCUAAAAUUUCAAAGGAGACUGAAGAGGGAUUUGAUAUCGAUAUUUCUGAAGGAAUUGCUUUUGAAAUGUUUGGGAUUUCUUCACCAAAGGAUGAGAUUACAGAGUACAAGUUACGAGAUUGGAACUUUAAAAUCAAACUACUUUCAAAAGAAUUCCAACACACAUGCAAAUCAACUGGCUUAAUGUUAUGGGAAUCCGCGCAACUCAUGGCUUCCAUUCUUGCCUCAAACCAAAAUAUUGUUUCCGGGAAAACAAUAUUAGAACUCGGGUCUGGUUCUGGCGGGAUCUGUUCCAUGAUCGCCGUCAGAACCGCCCGUCUUGUUGUCCCCACAGACGGGGACAACAAAACCCUCGAGCUUCUUCAAGAAAACGUCAUUUCAAAUCUUGAAGAAUCUUUAAUUUCAAAGCUAAAAAUCAAGAAACUAGAAUGGGGUAACGAAGAACAUAUAGAAUCCGUGAAAAAAGUGAGUGGCGAAAAGGGUUUUGAUGUUGUUAUUGGUACGGAUGUGACUUAUGUUGUGGAAGCAAUUAUGCCAUUGUUUAAAACCGCAAAAGAGUUGAUUUCAAUUGAUGGAGUGCUCAUUUUGUGUCAUGUGUUUCGGAGAGUUGAUGAAGGGUGUAUACUUUUGGCUGCUUCUUGUUUUGGUUUUCAGUUGGUUGAUAGAUGGCCAAAUGGUAUGUUGAAUGGAAGCUCGAUUAUUGAGGAUUGGUUUGAGGGUAGAAUCGGAAAAGAGGAUGUUGAAAAUACGGCGUUAAAUAUCAUGUACUUCCAUGCCAACCGGUUUCCGGCGUAUUUGACAGCUCCGGUCAUCUUCUCCGGCGUUCCUGAUUUUUCCGGCGACCUCAAAAACUCCGACAUUCAUGAUUUUCCAUCAGAUCACUGUUCAUUGUCUUCAACCUCCGGUCAUAGUGUUCUUAAGCAAACCUGA
This is a messenger RNA of Lactuca virosa, 1959 nucleotides long. The record is from the annotation of a GenBank genome assembly. Lineage: Eukaryota; Viridiplantae; Streptophyta; Magnoliopsida; Asterales; Asteraceae.